ACCAGAGAGAGUGGAUAGGAAAAGCCUAGACCCUGUGGACUGAGGCAGGGGUGGGUGUGAUGAAAGUGAAAUCAUUAGCAGCAUCCUCUCGGAGCUUCCCGCCUGUUUUCUGUGCCUCCGUAGACAGUUUCCCUUUGCGCCUGACUUUAUCAAUGGGCCAGACUGAAGGGGAGACUGCAGACUCCGUUACUUGGGUUCAUGCUCUUGCCCUUCUCUGGAUUUUUCCCUUCCGUGUCAUUCUCUCCGUGUCUCCUUUAUGUUAUUUGAGGGGGCGUGUGUUUUGCUCUUGUUCUCGUACAGACUUCCUGUUCUUGUUUCCCCACCAAGCCUCCUCAACAUCCCCACAGUGCUGCUUCACCAGAGCACCCCCCCACCCCCAGCUAUGUCCUCAGAAACGUCCCUGGAAAAGUUAUGGCAGGAAGUCACUUGCUCUAUCUGCCUGGAUCCCAUGGUGGAGCCCAUGAGCAUCGAAUGUGGCCAUAGCUUUUGCAAGGAAUGCAUCUCUGAGGUGGGGGAAAGUGGACACAGUGUGUGUCCUGAAUGCCGGCAAUGCUUUCUACUGAGGAACCUCAGGCCCAAUCGUCACAUAGCCAACAUGGUGGAAAACCUCAAACAAACAAGCCAAGACUCCAAGAAGGGCACACGGGAGAACCAGUGUGUGGUGCAUGGAGUGAAACUUCACCUGUUCUGUGAGGAAGACGCGCAGCCCCUUUGCUGGGUGUGUGCCCAGUCUGGGAAACACCGUGACCACACCAUGGUCCCUGUGGAGGAGGCAGCUCAGGCAUACCAGGAAAAGCUCCAAAUGGCAUUGGAGAGGCUGAGAAAAGAGCAGGAGUUGGCUGAGAGGCUGGAAGUGGAUCUUAGAAAGAAGAGAGCAGACUGGAAGAGGACUGUUGAGGCCCAGAAGUUGAGGAUUCAUGCUGAGUUUGUGCAGCAGAGCAGUCUCCUGGCUGAAGAGGAACGGAGACAGCUGCAGAAGCUGGAGGAGGAUGAGCGGGAGCACCUGCGAAUCCUGGGGGAGAAGGAGGCGGAGCUGAGCCAGCAGAGUCAGGCCCUGCAGGAGCUGAUCUCAGAGCUGGAGCGGAGGAGCCGGAGCUCAGCGCUCGAGCUGCUGCAGGAGGUGAGAGUUGUCCUGGAAAGGAGCGAGUCCUGGAGUGUGAAUACUCCAGAUGUUGCCCCACCAGAGGUGAGAACUGUGUACCACGUGCCUGGGCGGAAGAAGAUGCUGAGAACGUGCGGAGUUCACGUCACUCUGGAUCGAGACACGGCCAACCCCUGGCUCAUCGUCUCAGAGGACCGGAGACAAGUGAGGCUUGGAGACGCCCGCCAGGACAUGCCUGAAAACGACAAGAGAUUUGACAAUUACCCAAUGGUGCUGGGCGCCCAGAGCUUCACCUCUGGCAAGUGUUACUGGGAGGUGGAUGUGACAGGAAAGGAGGCCUGGGACCUGGGGGUCUGUAGAAACUCUGUGCGGAGGAAGGGGCAAGUUUUCCUUAGCCCUGAGAAUGGCUUCUGGGUAAUUUGGCUGUGGCAGAAAGACAAAUACGAGGCUGGCACCUGCCCCCAGACCCCCCUCCACCUGCAGGUGCCUCCACGUCAAGUUGGGAUUUUCCUGGACUAUGAGGCGGGCACUGUCUCCUUCUAUAACGUCACUGACCGUGGCUCCCUCAUCUACGUGUUCUCCGAGUGUGCCUUCGCUGGACCUCUGCGGCCCUUCUUCGGUACUGGUUUCAAUGAUGACGGGGGAAAUUCUGCACCUCUAACCCUCUGUCCACUAAAGGUGUGAUCAGGAGCCACUGACUACGGAAGCUCUCUCUGGACACCAUUACCUGCUCUGUGUUGGUGUUUCUCAGCUGUUCACCUCUCCUGUUCAUGACCUCAAAACCAUCCCCUCUCUGCAGAGGAGUCAGGAUCCCAGAAAGCGGACUUUAGGAGGGAAGCGACUGAAAGUCAGUGUCAACUGACUUUGCCAUAUUCAUUCCUGCCCUCCAUUCCUUAAGGGUUCCCUCCUGUGAAGCCGAUCCUUCACAUCUGACCAAACUCACCCAACUCAGCCAAAAUCAAGUUUCUCCCCCUUGAUGUGUCCUGUUUAGUUGUAUCUUAUCCCUUGGCUGUUCCUUUGGCCAGACCUCUGUUAUGGUAUCUUAUGUACCUUGAAAAAAGGCUUCCUAAAGAAGUCUGUCCCACUCAGUUCUGUUCAUGGAACACAAAACACUUGACAUUUCUAAACAGGCUUUAUGUUAAUGUCUAA
Jaculus jaculus (lesser Egyptian jerboa) is the source of this 2251-nucleotide messenger RNA. RefSeq names its product tripartite motif containing 21 (gene Trim21). The record is from RefSeq and is a predicted model, not a curated record. The transcript has 6 exons. NCBI's taxonomy places the organism in Eukaryota, Metazoa, Chordata, Mammalia, Rodentia, Dipodidae. The coding region runs from base 257 to 1786 and encodes 509 amino acids. Gene Ontology annotation, molecular function: zinc ion binding; protein binding.